This is a messenger RNA of Episyrphus balteatus (marmalade hoverfly), 6885 nucleotides long. RefSeq lists its product as uncharacterized. Lineage: Eukaryota; Metazoa; Arthropoda; Insecta; Diptera; Syrphidae. The transcript has 10 exons. The record is from RefSeq and is a predicted model, not a curated record. The coding region runs from base 879 to 6680 and encodes 1933 amino acids. Gene Ontology annotation, molecular function: transcription coregulator activity. Gene Ontology annotation, cellular component: SAGA complex. Gene Ontology annotation, biological process: regulation of transcription by RNA polymerase II.
UAUUAGUUUUUUAAAGAGAAUUUGAUCGUUGUUUCGCUCCGUGGUUUUCUCCAGAAAUAAACUUAAAAAUCCAUCAAAUAAAUUUGCGUAUAAUCAUAAAAUUAUGUUUCUCGGCAAACGUGAUAAUUCGCCAAUUUAAUUCAAUAUUCGCUCGAGAACAAAUUUGUGGUGCGAAAAAGUUUCUAAAAAGUGAAAAUUUUUGUCGCCCCUCUGUGUGUGAGAACGAAAAUAUUCGGCGUUUCUUGUCAAUGAAAUUCGUGCCCCCCUUAUGACAGAGAUGGUUAUACAUUAUCAUAUGUUUAUUUGGCAAGCAAUGCAUUUGUGUACUUCGAGUGCGAACGGGUCAACUAUAUUAAAUUAAGUUGAAGUUCGAAUGGAUUUAUAUGUGUUGGGGAUGUAACAUGGUGCAUAGACAAAAGUGUUAUAUUUCCAAUUUAUGAUAAUUGGAAUACGGAAUGAACAUUUUGGAAUUGGAAUAAAAUAUUUUUUGUAAAUAACAAACAUAUUUUUUAAAUUAAUGCAGAAUAAUUUGUGUGGUGAAAAAAGUGAGGAAAGAAGGAAAAUUAUAAACUGACACAAAGACGACGACGAAGAAAAAGGAGAGCAAGUAAGACAGACUGUCAGAGUAGAAGCAGUCCCAAGAAAGGAUCACCACCAUCAUCAUCAUCAUCGUGAAAGAAGAAAAAAGUAAAGAAAAAAAGUGAAACUCCAAGAAGAACACUACUGGAAUAUCAACAGUAGCCAGCAGCCCAAAAGUUAAACAAACUUAAAAAAGUUAAAUAAAAAAAAAAAUAAGUUAAAAAUAGCAAAAAAAAAACGAAAACAAUCGACAGAAGGUGAAAAAUAAUAUUAGAUUGAAUGUGGAGGAUUCAGGCACAAUGCAAAGCUUGGACUCAUCAUGUCAAGAAGCUGAUUUUAUAAUUAACGACGCCCUGUUGCGACUAAAGGUCUCAAACAACUCGUCGAAUGUGCUCCGUCAAACACAGUAUCAAGCGGCACAGCCACCACCUCCUCAUCCCGCUGCACACACGUCAGCACAAUCUUCAACCCCCUCCCCGUCACCUCAGCAACAGCAGCAGCAACAUAAACAGCAGACAACCACAACAACAACAACCCGUAUCCAUCAAGUUCCGCCACCACCCUAUCCAAAUAUUCAGCAAUCCAGUCAUAGUCUCCUCAAUUCAAGCCUCCUGCAUAACAUCAAUCAAAUACCAAGUCAACCGCCAUAUUGUAUAUUCGAUGGCGCCGAUUCACCGCCAGAUUAUACAAGCUCAUCACUCAGCGAAAGCCUUCUUACAGCUGAACCAUCAAAAACACCCGCCACCACUUGGUCGUCGUCAGCUGAAAACUCCUUGCUAUCACCGGCACACAUAUCGAAUCUCAAUUCGAUAACAUCACCGUCGCCUGCAUUACCCGAUACGUUACUCUCAACGCCACCUUCAUGUUCGACUUCUACGUCAACGAAAUCAACGUUUUCAAGUUCUAUCAGUGGCGGUGGAAGUGUCCCCAAUACAAAUAUUUUAAUAACAACAACGAUAUCUGGAGGUGGCGGUGGAAAUGCAAGUGGUAGUGGUGUUGGGGGCGGUAGAGUUAGCGUUGGAGGCGGAUCAACAGCUACAUUUCUAGCAUCAUCACAAAAACGGCAAUCUUCGAAUUCCUACAACAGCAGCAGUAGCAACAGCAGCAACACAGCGACUGGAUCGCCAAGUAAAAGGCAAAAAACUUCAGCAACAUCUACAUCAUCAAUGGUUGGUGGUAGUGGUGUUCAAAUGGGAAUGCAUCAUCACCAUCAUCGGAGCAAUAGUAGUCGAUAUGAAUCUUCAUUAGCUUCAUCGUCAGCAUCCUCGUCGUCGUCCAAUAUGAAACCACCAGUACCAACAACGGUAACAGUCAAAUCAGGCAGUGGUGAGACUCACUCAAGUUCUUCGAGUUCGGUAAAAUUCUUUAACCUGCAGGACAAGCUUAAGGAAUUGUAUUUGGAAAUGGUUGAGGAUGAUUUGAAUAUCGCACAACAAACUGGGGUAAGACUACGAACUCGCUCUUUUGUUCUGGAACGUCUAGUGCAACGUGAAAAACUAAACAAAAUCGUCGUUAAUCUCUAUCCGGGCAAUAAAGGAUACUCGCUUGCAUUAUAUCAUGACGACAAACGAUCCUCAUCAUCGGAUGACAAUACACCGUCAUCUUCAUCAAAUGAUUACAACAAAUCAUCAUCAACCUCAUCAAUAUCGUACACCACCACAACAUCCAUCAACAACAAUAAUUCCCCUUCUAGUCGAUUCAACAAACAACACCAGCAGCAACAGCAAAAAUUCAAUUCAAGUGUAAAUAUCAAUAUAAAUCACAACAAUAAUUCCCUCCCCGCAGAUCUGUUGCAAAAUGAAGAUUGCCACGAAAAUGAUUUUCUACAAGGUGGUGAUAUGUUUCAUGGAACGACGACGACGACGACGACGCAGACACAGACGACGACAACAACUACAGACACUGCCGAUGACACCGAAGACGAUGCCAACCUUAUCGAAGUGUUCCGGUGGCCCUACGAAGUAAACAAUCUAUUGCAAUGCAUCGACAGUGGCCAGUUGCCAAGCUUCCUCUCCGAUCUCCUCGAGAGCCGGUCACCCAAUGUCUUCUAUUCGGGUUGUGUGAUCUGUCAAAUAAGAGAUUUUCGCCAAACCUUUCCAAUUUCAUCAAAUAGCUGUGAUAUCUAUCAUGUUCUGUUAAGGCCCACCAACGACACCAUCUACUCGGAUGUACAAAAAUUGGCUAAGCGGGCCAAUUUGCAUACAUACGAGGAGAGGCUCCAGCUCGAAAGCGAACUGGUGCUGGCAACCGCAGAGCCACUCUGUCUCGAUCCAGACCCCAGCAUUGGCCGGGAAGAGAUAAACAGUCAAUUCGUCCGGCAAAUGUUCAAUACGCAUGAAAUUCGCCGCCAAAUGCGCAAAUACUCUCAAGUAGCCAUCAAUCGGAAAAGAAAACUCGAUCAGUUUACGCAUAAUUACGGCUUGGAACUUUGUGAUUAUUUGCAAAGGCUACGACAACAACCAAGACAGUUGCAUAAUAGCACAAUUGCUGGCAGUAGUAGUAGCAGUGGCAUUGGCAUGGAGAGUAGCAGCAGCAACGCCUUCUCCUAUGGCACAGCAGGUGGACAAACUUGUAGCAAUAAUAGCUCUAGUGGUAGUGGUAAUAGUAAUAAUAUAAGUAGUAGCAAUAGUCAUAGUAGUAAUCAACAACAAAAUAAUGCAAACUCUAACUCAACUGCUGUUGGAGCACGUACGCCCAACCUAGAUUAUCCACCUCUGGACAUCCCAGAAAGUAUAGAUGUGGAGAAAUACGCAGAAAAAUGUGAAUGGCCGAAAAAUACAACAGACUGUGAACCGGAAUUGAUUGAGGAAUAUGUUUUAGAGACAGAGCGAAAGGAUAAUAAAGGACGCAGCGUUAUUUAUCACAUUAAGCUAUCCAUCUAUCAGAGGCCGAUGAAUUCCGAGUACCUAGGUGAAUUGUAUGUGGAUCGUGAUUAUCGUGUGGGUGAGCGAAAUGGGGAGGCAUGCCAAUUUUCGUUGGGUACCCGGACACAUGCGCACCGCUACAUUCAGCAGUUUAGGGAGAUCUUUACGGAAGAGGGCCGCAAAGCGGUCGAAAUAAGGCAUUAUAUACCUAAACAUUCUGUCAAGAUCUCCCAUACGGGAAUGUCUGCGGAGCAUAGAGAGGCGGUAAAGGUAUUCCUGCAGCAGCAACGUCAGCAGCAGGCUGCUCUGGCAGCAGCUGCAGCUGCAAGUGCUGCUGCCCAGCAACAGGCCGCGGCGGCUGCUGCUGUAGCACAACACCAAGUUGCGUCGGUGUCGGGGCAUUCCCAGCAUCAGCAUUCACAUCAUACACAGCAGAAUCCACAGCAGCAACAACAGCAACAGCAGUUGGUUGUGGCUAUUCAACAACAAAAUCAGCAACAGCAGCAUGUUAGUCUACAGCAGCAGCAACAACAACAGCAUCAUCAUCACCAUCAGUCGAUUACAGUGGGAUCGGCCAAAAAUUUGAACAUUAAUCUCCAGGGAGCGAAUAUUGUUGGUAUUACAACAGCCGGUGGCACAGUGCAACAUAUACGACAGCAACAAGGGCCACCGCCGCAGUACAUUGAUGCGAAUGGUGCAACAGUUCAGGUGCAAACGACUCAUCAUCAUCCUACGCAUCAAUUGAGUCUAAGUAAUGGUUCGUUGGUGUUUGUACAGCAACAGCCAUCGGCGGGCGGAGGAGGGAAUCAAACACUAACAUCAGGUUUAACGAUACAAUCGGCUUCGGGAAGUAGUGGUCAUCAGCAGCAGAAAACUCAAGUGAUAUCGGCAGCCAAUUCGGCUCUUAGAUCGCAACUAGCAAGUGGACCUAUUUUGCAGGCGCAAUUAAAAGCUGGCUCUAUUGUUACAUCACAACAACAACAACAGCAACUUCUUGUCACCAACUUCCAUACAGCAAAUCAGUGGCAACAACAGCAGCAACAACAAAAUUCGGGUACACAACAACAAUCCUCAAAUAGUGGACAACAAACACAACAACAACAGCAACACAAGUCCAUUCUCAGUCUUUUAAAUAGUGCGCCAGCUGCAAUGACAAGCACACCCGUUGCCAGCAAGACCUUUACCACCUCAACGGGUCAACAACAAACAGUUACCUUAGUACAACAUCAGCCCCAGCAGCAGCACCACCAACAACAACAAUCCACCCACCAACAAACAGAUAAUUUUGUGCAGCAACAACAACAACAAACAAUGCAACGCAAACCCAACGAAGUUCUCCAGAACUCGAUCCACUCAAAUCUCCGUAAAUUGAAUAUUGUGAGUGGUCCUCAUGGUGGUGGACAGCGUUCGCAUGGUGGAACUAAUGUCAUAGCAGUUGGGCUAAAUCAAGACGGCACAACCGGUCAACCUCAAAAUGUUAGAGUUUCAAUGUCUGCCUUAGCAUCGCAGCUAGCAUCACCUCCCGCCAUCAUGACAAACGCAAACUUUGGCUAUGCCAGUGCGACUGUCAACAACAAUAGCAUCAAAAUUCUUAGUAAUAGCGGGGGACAGCGUGUCAUUACGGCCAGUGCACUGCGAAGAGAUUCGACUGUUGUGGGUACAGCUGCUCCGUCUCCGGGUAGUGAUUCGAAUGCAUCUAACACUUCGAGUGGAACAAAUUUAAAUUUCACCAUGCCAGGACUGAAUGCAUUGGUAGGCACUUCUCCAUCGCCCAGCAGUGAUCAUUCACAAUCUGGCAAUAGUGUGUCGACGUCCACUGCUAUCUCAUCGAAUCAGGCGCUUCUCGAAAGACUGAAUAGUGGCAGUACAAAUUUGAACACCGGCAGCAGUCCCGGAGCAGGUCUCUCGCCCCAACAACACCAACAACAGCAGUAUCUGACAAAGGCGCUUGUCCAGCAAAUCUCAAAUGCCCAAUCUCCAGCUGCGUCGAUAUCGCCAAUGUCUAGUCCUCCGCCUCAAGCAUCACCUUCUCCCAUUUCCCAUCAACAGCAACAACAACAACAGCAGCAAACUGCCACUCUCAACCUGCAGAGUAUAAAUUUGUCAUCGCUCCAAGGAGCGAGGGCCAAUUUUCCUGGUGUGCAAAAUGUUCAAGUGCAAAUCCCAGGACUGACACAACCAAUUUCAGUCCAAUUAUCUGGUGGUAACAUAACUGCUCAGCAGAGUUCGAAUCAGAAUCAGAUGCAAAGCACUGGGCAGCAGACGCGAAGUCUAUUGGUAUCAGUUCCUGUGACAAGUACAACGCAAGUGAAUAACCUGCAGAGUGGUGGCAACAGUCGAGAUAUGGGAGGAGGUAAUACAGGUGGUGCAUCGGCGACAGGUACACAAACUGUGGUACUUACAAAUGCCGGUUCAGGGGGUGUAAACUCUGCUGGCGGAUCCAUGCUAUCAUUGCCAAUUGCUCAAUUAGUUGCAUCUGGUGUUAAAAAUCUAAACACUCAAACAAUCCGUACCUCAGGCAGUGGCGGUCUUGGUGGUGCUAAUUUAGGGAAUACAACUUCGGCAACAAGUGGUUCAGGUUCAUCUGGAAAUCAAACAACUGGAAAUACUACUCAGCAAUCAAUACAGCUGUUGAAUUCACUACAACAAGGAAGGCCGAGGAAUAUACAAGUUGUUAGUGCCAAACAAAUAACUAAUCGUCAAUUGAUUGCGGCGCAGAGAAGUUUGGCUGGAUCAACGCUGAAAAUAGCAACGCCAAUCACCUCUUCCUCAGCAAUAACGACGACUGCAAAUUUAACUGCCACACCCCUCGUAAUGACGCAAAAAUUGCAAUUAAAGUUGCAAAAGCAUGCACAACAACAGCAACAGCAGAGGGUAUUAACUCAGGUAGCCGCUGUUGCUCAACAACAGCAGCAGCAGCAACAACAACAACAACAGCAACAACAACACCAACAGCAACAGACUGUGCAACAGCAUCAACAAAAUUUAGUAUCACAGUCCAAUCAGCAACAACACCAGAUGACUGUGAUAAGUGGCCAACAACAACAACAGCACCAGUCACAGCAGCAGCAACAACAACAACAGCAACAGCAUAUUCAAAUCACCGGACGCACUGCCACCGGAAGUCUUAGCCAGAGAACAAUUUCCGCAAUAGCAGUUGCAACGGCAGCGAGUCAAAAUCAAAAACGCCGAAGGUCAGCGACUGAUAACGUAAAAGUCGGACAAAUUUUCUUUUAAUUUUAAUUUUUCUAAUGUGAAAUUUUGUCCAAAUACCACCACAAUAUUAUUUACUACUACUACUACUACCCACUUGGUGCAUGCAAAUCUAAGAAAAUUUAGAUAAAUUUCAUUUGAGUAGAUAUAUUUUGUUUUAUAUAUUAUAUUGCAUUAGAUACAAAUUGUACAUUAUUUAAAAAUAUGAUAAAAAGAGAAAAAAAAAGAA